Molecule: messenger RNA, 1222 nt
Organism: Cynocephalus volans (Philippine flying lemur)
Lineage: Eukaryota; Metazoa; Chordata; Mammalia; Dermoptera; Cynocephalidae
Gene: PLA2G2C
Product: phospholipase A2 group IIC
Exons: 8
Coding region: 109-1107 (332 amino acids)
Biological process (GO): fatty acid biosynthetic process; lipid catabolic process; positive regulation of fibroblast proliferation
Molecular function (GO): signaling receptor binding; calcium ion binding; phospholipid binding
Source: RefSeq, a predicted model, not a curated record
AAAGCCCAGCCAGGAGGGCAUGGCCCAGCGGUUUCGUAGGCCCCUCGGCUUCUGCAGAGCCCGGGAGUUGUCCUAUUUCCAUAACGGAGUUCAACUGGUGGACCCCUCAUGCGCAGACAAAGGCAUGACCGUGUCACCUCGGACCCCCUGGUCUCCUCAGGAAUGAAGGUUGUUGCCAGUCUCCUCAUCUUCGUCUCCUGCUUGACGGCCCCCACCCACUGCAGCUUUUGGCAGUUUCAGAGGAUGGUCAAACGCGUCACAGGGCGGAGUGCCUUCUUCUCAUAUUACGGAUAUGGCUGCUACUGUGGGCUGGGGGGCAAAGGGGUCCCCAUGGAUGACACUGACAGAUGCUGCCUGGCACACGACUGCUGCUACGAGAAGCUGAAGGAGUUUGGCUGCCAGCCUGUGUUGAACAGCUACCAGUUCCACAUCAUCAACAGAACGGUGGUCUGCACACAUGUGUUGUGUGGGGAGGAGACCGGGUUCCAGCCAACUCUCCCACAUCCCCUCCAUCUCCAGGCCUCUGACGCCUCCCGCUGCCAGCAGAGGAAAGUGGAAAUGCAUGCAUCUCUAGCUGGAAUCAUCUUGUUUUCGUCUUUGUUUACUUCUCCAUCGACUCUCCCCCAACCAGACUGUAAGUUCCAAAAUCAGGUGGAUGUGCCCUUGGUCCUGGUGUCGGCUGCCUCUGCGGGCGGAAGGCCUGUGAGUGUGACAAGCGAUCUGUGUACUGCUUCAGAGAGAGCCUGCCCACCUACGAGAAAAACUUCAAGCAGUUCUUCUCCAGCCGGCCCCAGUGUGGCAGCCAUAGACCCCAGUGCUAGGGAGGUCACAGGCCCCUUGUCCUUCAGCAUCUGCUUAGUGUCAUCCCCAGCAGGCUCCAGUUCUUCCCCUAGGAGAGAGAACAAAACGUCUCCCCCGAGAGCAGCGUCUUCAGCAUUCUGGCCUAGGAUGCUCCAUGUCGUUCAGCACCUGAGGACUGAAGGACACCUGCCUCUACCACGAGGAAAAGCCUACAUUAGCCUGCUGGAGGACGAGACCCCCCCCAGAUCAGAGCUGCCAGCCCGGGUGUCUCAGCUGAGACUUUGGAUGCACAUAGAAGCUCAGUGAAGAUCAGCAAAGCCGACUCAGGGCCGACCACAGACACGUGAGAGAACCUGGCUGACCCAAUGGCUGCCAGGCUGUGCCCAGGCUAACCUGGAAACCUGCAGGACUACGAGCUAAA